This is a messenger RNA of Anguilla rostrata (American eel), 5006 nucleotides long. It is a transcript of the gene faim2b, whose product is annotated as Fas apoptotic inhibitory molecule 2b. Gene Ontology annotation, biological process: negative regulation of apoptotic signaling pathway. Bases 283 to 1119 code for a protein of 278 amino acids. NCBI's taxonomy places the organism in Eukaryota, Metazoa, Chordata, Actinopteri, Anguilliformes, Anguillidae. The transcript is spliced from 12 exons. Gene Ontology annotation, cellular component: endoplasmic reticulum; Golgi apparatus. The record is from RefSeq and is a predicted model, not a curated record.
CUAGAAUGAGGGUGGGGGAGUUUCCAUUGUGAUCCAGGAUUAGCCUAGUGCUGCGGUAGCCUAUAAAGCGUCAGUUUAGCCUCAGCACCUGUCAUACAAUUUUUCGCAUCUCCGUCGAACAACAAAUGGCACCAUAAUGGCUAUAGGUGCGUUUUCUUAAAAUACGUAACAAUUAAGUGGCAAGAAUAAAUAAGGGGCAAGAAAAAAACAAAGCAGAGAAGCAUAUUUUUCGAGAAUAGAAAUUAAACCAUUCGGACGUCGUCAGGAAUUUAAGAGACAGUCAUGACCCAAGGGAAGCUCUCCGUGACAAACAAGACAGCCAAUGGGCAGCAAGAGGGAGGUGCUGUGCCAGCUGCUCCGCCCAGCUACCAAGAGGCGACAGCAGGAUCAAGCCCCACUUACAGUGGGAGUUACCUUGACGGGGAGAUGCUGACAGAAUUCAGCUGGGAUGACAAGAACAUCAGAAGGAUCUUCAUCCGCAAGGUUUAUGCCAUCCUGAUGAUCCAGCUGUUCGUCACGAUGGCCAUUGUGGCGAUCUUCACAUUCUGUGACCCAGUGAGGUUCUACAUCCAGGCUAACCCUGCCUGGUACUGGGCUUCCUACGCCGUGUUUUUCGUCACCUACCUGACGCUGUCUUGCUGCGCGGGACCAAGGAGGCAGUUUCCCUGGAACUUGAUUCUGCUGGCCGUCUUUACUGUCAGCAUGGCCAGCAUGAUGGCUUUUGUGUCCAGUUUCUACAACACCAAGUCCGUGGUGCUGUGUCUCGGGAUCACCGCCAUGGUCUGUCUGUCUGUCACUGUCUUCAGUUUCCAGACCAAGGUUGACUUCACUUCCUGCCAGGGCCUGCUCAUGACCUUAUGCAUGGUCAUGUUCAUCUGUGGGAUCGUCUUGGCCAUUGUCGUCCCUUGCGGAUACGUCCCCUGGUUACAUGGCAUCUACGCUGCUCUAGGAGCGACACUGUUCACUAUGUUCCUGGCGUUUGAUACCCAGCUUCUGCUGGGGAACAAGCGAUAUGCCCUGAGCCCCGAAGAGUACAUCUUCGCCACGCUCAGCAUCUACCUGGACAUCAUCUACAUCUUCUCCUUCUUCCUCCAGCUUUUCGGGUCGGGCCGGGAGUGAUCCCAUGGGCCCGGGGCGUCGCGCGACCGAAAGGCAUUCCACUGUGAUCGUCCGUACCCCCCACUCCCCCAGGUCCAGGUCUUCUCCAGGUCUCUCACCUUCUCGCCCAACUGAGUGACGCCUCACACCCCCCUUGCAUGAUUGGGUUGUAUGCUAACUGGCUUCACUGUAGAAACUGAUCCCGGUCCUAAUACACAUUUGUGAUGUCAGUCAUUUUGUCUUUUAGACCGUGUAAAACUCUAUCAAGUAGUUGAUUGCGCUCUAGUUAAUUCAAGACCUGAACCUUUUUUUCUAAUUGGUCCACUCUCCUGCUUAAUGCCACUGUCCCACCAAUCACAUGCAAAGCUGCCUGUUUUCAGCGUUUGUUUUUCACUACCCCUCGACCGGUAGGGUUUUGAGCCAAAAAUGAGCCGAAAUAUUAUGAGCUACGAACAUAAUUCAUGGUCAAAUCUGAAAGAGCAUGUCUUCUAAUUGGAAGAGAAUGAUGGCUAGAUCUCUAUGAUGUUAUUACAGCGCCAACAAGAACCAAAUGGUAGAAAAUUCCAUUGAGCACUUGCAGCCAUAUGAACACCAGCAUGCAGAUGUUCAUUCCUAAAGCUCUCUAUAAAAGGAGCUCUGACACUGUACUGAACUUCCAAUCCUCUGCUAUGCUUGUUCUGUGGUAGUUGUAUGUUGUAACACAACAAAAUCUAUUCAUUAACUUCUUCCCCUUUUUACCCGUUCAGUUCCCCAGUUCUAUUCCAAAAUUAGAAAUGGUACAUUUAUUUUCUAAUCUUCUCAAAUUUGUCACGGAGAAGUCAGGUUAGAAUUGAGACAAACCACUGACCGCCGGCUAAUCAACACUACAAAUCUGAUCCAGUGACUGAAUAAUUUUACAAAUUUGGCACCCAACACAGGGCUGAACAUGUCCAAGUCCCACCCUAAUUUGGAAUGUCCAAAUAUCUGCAACUGUAACUGUAUUCAUGCACAAACCCCACUGCCGAUUCGAGAUGGCGCAGACCAGGACGGCGGAAGUCGUAUCUGAAAAGUGCCGAACACUACAACACCUGAUUCAACUAAUAAGUAGAAUAAGUUGUCUUAGUGCUGGGUUAAAACAUAACCAAAGUCUUUUUUUUUAGCAAAAAAAAAAGAAUUGAAAUAAAUAUUAACUUACCCUAAAUCAAAAUAUCACAAGAUAUAUUUUUUGAUGACUGAUUUAAAACUUUUCUAAGGGAUAUCCCAAUGUCCCUGGGUCUGGAAUCUGGGCCAUGCCAGUGCCGAUCACGGCCGGCAGCCCCGUUGGUCGAUGCGAGGCUCAUGCUGAACGCUCUGCCAGACGGCUCUGGGUGACAUUGUUUCACUGCACGCUAGCGACCCCCACUGGUAAAUUGGGCAACGGCGGUCCGCCUGUUGACCCGCAGGGGAAGUGUCUUCCUCUGACUCGUGUCUGUGCGAGACAGCUUGCAGGCUACAGCGUGAUACAAAGAGGCGGCUGACAUCGCACGCUAGAGAGGAGGGUACGUGCUUGUCUGCGCAAUCGCAAAUCAGUCGCAGAGGUUGCAGUGCCGAUGAUGAUUGGCCAUUCCAAAUUGAGAGGAAAAGGGAAAAAAAAAAUUUAAGUAAUGAUUACAUGCAAUAUAAUAGUACUGCUGCUGCGGCCUGUCCAGGGUGUAUUCCCGCCUCUCCAAUGCAUGCUGAGAUAGGCUCCAGCACCUGCCCCGCGACCCUGCCUAGGAUAAGCGGGUGUAGAUAAUGGAUGGAUGGAUGGAUGGAUAAUAGUACUGUAGGGUUUGUAGUUGUUGAUACAAGUGGGUGGCUCACCUCUUCUCCUGUCCAUUGUGUCUUUUCUUGUCUGUCACCGGUACAGGAAUGCUUUCACUCCUUUGUGUUUGUUCCUGUGUUCUCUAUUUUGUCAACACUUGAAUUUUACUUUCCUAAAAACUCAGCCAACCCUGCUAAUUGCACUCUGUAGUUUGAGUAUUGAAUUUUCAUGUUUUGGUUGUCUUUUCUGUUUCUUUUUUCCCAAAAUAUUGUAUGGUGUCUUAGCCAAAGCAUGUUUGUUUUAGUAUUAAGAUUAAUUUUUAUUCAAUACCUUAAAACCAAGUGCAUGAUACUGUCAAAUAUACAGGAAACAUAGCUAUGCCUAGCUUGCCAGGUCUUUAUUUCUCCUUAAGCAUAAAUAUUUUACUGUAGAUUUCACAAAACUUAGACCAGACCUACAAAAGCUCAUAUAAUAUGAUACUAUUUGGUCAAACACUGUUUUUUUAUCCAAGGACGUGGUUUCAGCAGAAGAAAAGUAAUGAAGGAAGUCUUAACGGAAAUGGCAGCUUUAUAGUACCUAUUUUGGGGAAUUUGAUCAUUUCUGCAAAUGAAGUACCACUCCCUCCCCUUUUUUCUUCACUGGAAAGGAAUCUUCAGUGUGUUAUUUCAAGAAACAAUUGAGCCAACCAAUGCUGAGCAAUAUAACAUGAGCUAAACCCUUCCAAAAUAAUAAGCUAUACAUUUCCUGAUUGCUGCCAGGGAAGUAUGUAUUUCUUUCAGUGUGAGGGCAUUAAGUGCUUCUCAGUAUAUCUCAUGACAACUAUUGAGUGUGAAUCCAAAAAUAGAUCAAGCACAUUUUGAACAUUUUUACUUCUCAUUUCAAUUUUCAAAUACUUUUUGUGCAUUCUGUGCAUCUGGUCUGUUAUUAUUUAUCUUUAAUUAGGUCAUACAUUUUCUCUGCUAAGCAGAGUCCAUCUGCAAAAAGGAAAAAAAGGAAAAUAAAUGUAUUUCAGUUGGAAAAAUCCCAGGAAAGAAACUAUAACAUUACAGCUAAUAGUAUUAUAGAAGCUAAAUCACCGUAGCGAGUAUUGGUUUUGCACUGGUAACAACAGCAUGCUCUUAAUUUUGCUCUGUGUUUGUUAGAGUUGCUGAAACAAAUUUAAACGUUCAACCUUGACACCAGUCAAGUUAGCUCAGUCUUCAUUGCAUGGUCAAUGAAUGCUGUUUCUGUGUGCAUGCAAACUCUUUUCUCAUCAAGGUAGUUUUUCAUGUCACGUGAGGUCUUGUUCAAACCUACCAUAGAUUACACUUACAUCAAGACCAUUGUGGUGCUGCUUGAAUUAAAUGGGCAAGACCAUCUAUGUCUGAAUAAUCCAAUAUGUUAAUAUCUCUUUUAAAAGCAUUGUUUUUCUAAGUGGGCAUCAAAAGAGUUCAGACUACAAGGUGUGGCAUGAUACGCAUUGCAGUUUAUGUUUUUGUCAGUUUAUUUGAAAAAAAGGUCAUAGAAGACCAUAGAAGUUUGUGUUUGAUGCCAAAACCAUUGUAUCGGUAAACUACAUAGAAUAACACCUCGGCCAGUUACGCUUUGAAAUGAAAGCUUUGUACUGACAUUGCUUUACGUUCAGGGCAAUGGUGUGCUUGGCUUUUACAGGGGAGGUUAAUGGAAAAUCUGAUACCUUUAUCGCUAUAAGUGAUGUCUAUGCAGGUUCACAGUCAUUCUAAGUUCAGGGGCAAGUUACUCUGUAUUAGCUAUUUGCUAACUGUGUUGUUUGUGGCCUUUGGAACAAUAAUUCCAUAACUGCCAUGAAAUGUAAAUGUCAGAUGAGAUGCAAAUUAAAUUACUUAAGAAACAUUUCAAGGUUUUUUCUUCAUACAAAAUCUGUUUGAAAUUUUCAUUUAGAAAAGCUACAUUUGUAUCAGAUAACCACAGUACUAAGAGAGAGGGACUGUGCUAUUUUUGUGAGAUACUGAAGAUAUUAUACUUUCUCCCAGUGCUCCAGAUAUACUGUAUGUGUCCAAGUCAUUGUAUGAACUGAAACACACAUCCUGUAUAUUUUAUUGUGUAUUUAUUUACUUUCGUAUUAAUUGGGGGGAAAUGAAGGAAGAUUGUAUUUUCUGUAAGUUGAAAAUAAAUUAUUCAAUACUGA